AUGGGCAAAUUUGAAAAAAUCGACGAUGCGUCAAAACAUGUCGAUGAGCAAUUGGUCCUUCGAGGAUUUUUGAAUUCUAAUCAAUCGCUGCAAUUGAGCGAAUCUCAAAAUGCCAAAUUGAUCAUAAACACUGUACAUAGGCUGCUUACUUCAUUAGAGGAUAAGAACAGACAGUUGGAGAAUGCUCAUAAUACAAUCGAAGAACUGAAAAAAGCACCGAAAUUAGUCGAAAUUAAGGAAAGUCCACAACCUUCGCCGAAGGUUCCUCGUGUACAACCGAUACAAGUAGCCAAACCUACGAUAAAGAAUGAUAGAACCGCUAAAACCUUCCAAGUAAAACUGAAUCGAUUGCAAUCUAUAAUUGAUGAAUUGAAGUGGCAGUUAAAUUUUGAGAGAAAUAGAAGUAGAAGAUCACUAGAACCCGAUAUCACUUGGAAUAUUCAAGAGUCGAUUCAACGGAACGAGGAACCAUCUCCGUCUUCAUUAGAGAUUGUUGAUCAGUACAGAGAUGAAAUUACUCAACUGAAAAUGGAGUUACAAAAAUUUUUACACGACAGGCAGAUGAUUUCACAGCAUUUAGACGGCGUAAAUCGAUACACAUAUUCAGUGGAAGUCUUAGAUGUACGUCCGAAAUCGCAUAGCAAUGUCGAAAAGGAAGAAUGGUCAAAGUGGAUAGAGCAGCUGGAUAAAGACGAUUUAGAACUAAAAGAACUUAUACAGGAUUGGUAUGAAAUAGUUGAAAUUGCAAUGAAAGUAAAAGAAUAA
Molecule: messenger RNA, 765 nt
Organism: Zygosaccharomyces rouxii
Lineage: Eukaryota; Fungi; Ascomycota; Saccharomycetes; Saccharomycetales; Saccharomycetaceae
Exons: 1
Coding region: 1-765 (254 amino acids)
Source: RefSeq, a predicted model, not a curated record